AUGAACUUGUCUUCUGAGCACUGCAACAUCUCAGAUUGGCUGAGGCUAGAAGCAACAGUGAAGGCCUCUUUCUAUGUGGUUGCCUUCACCUUUGCCAUGUUUGUCACUGUCAUCAUGACCAAAAUAGUGUCACAGAAUUCGGAACUGCGGAGAGAGGUCCGAUACAUACUCCUUUGUCAUUAUCUGCUGUGCAUCUCUUCCUUCUACUGCUCGGGGAUUGUUUUCCAAGGAAUGCGGGCCCUGUCGGCCAACAGCCCCCUGCUGAUAUGCUGGGUGGUGUUUGGGGCACAUAUAAGCUUUGGAGAUGGGAUCCUCUUUACUUUGACUUUGAUGGCUGUCAACACUUAUAUGAUGAUUUGCUGGCCACUGACAUCUCUGUCCCUUGUAGAUUCAGUUAAGUAUAGAAUUCUGACUGGGACUUGGAUAACUAUUAUACUCAAAAAUAUUUGCUUGUUCUUCAUAGAAGGCACUAACUUCACUGCAGUUGCUAUUUUAAAAUCUGAGCCCCUUUGCCCUGUGAUCUUGAAUGGCAUUCCCACCAGGGUCACUGACAUGGUUUUCUUUUUCCUUCUUUUGACUAUCAUUCUUAUAAGUUACUUUCUGAUAUACCAAGAAGGGAAAAGGGCUGGCCAUUUUAAUAGGUCAAAUGCCAAAGCAAGGAAAACAGUUCUUAUUAAUUUAGUGCAGAUAAGUUUACAUAUAAUACCAAACCUGAUAGUUGUAGGUUUGGGGAAGAUAUGUGGGGUGUUUUUCUUUGCUUUAAAUCUGGUGCUUCUUGGUAUUUUUGCAUUUGCCCAGUGUUUUAACCCUCUGAUCUAUGGGCUCUGGAAUAAAGAGCUACAAAGAAGACUACAACAUUGGAUGUGCUGUCAGCUUUGGCAUGGUCCCACUGUGAACAGUAGAGGGCCAGUUUAA
This is a messenger RNA of Carlito syrichta (Philippine tarsier), 915 nucleotides long. RefSeq lists its product as uncharacterized. The record is from RefSeq and is a predicted model, not a curated record. The coding region runs from base 1 to 915 and encodes 304 amino acids. The transcript has a single exon. Gene Ontology annotation, cellular component: membrane. Lineage: Eukaryota; Metazoa; Chordata; Mammalia; Primates; Tarsiidae.